Messenger RNA from Microthlaspi erraticum, 819 nucleotides. The record is from the annotation of a GenBank genome assembly. Lineage: Eukaryota; Viridiplantae; Streptophyta; Magnoliopsida; Brassicales; Brassicaceae.
AUGUCACAAAAAUGCGGACUCGACAGUUCGCAACACAGCCAACAGCGGAUCGCCGCGGAGGCAGAGUCAAUGGAAGCUCGUCGCAAGAUCCAGCAAAGCGAUAGGUUGGAUCUCCUUCUCACCACAACAGCUCGUGCUCGCUACAACUUCUCUCUUCAGUUCGCACGACGUGAAACAAUUCCGAACAGGAGCUCUGGACGCAGCAGCUCACGGUUCAAGUCACGACACAGCACGAUCCGCAACACAAUCCCACAGCUCGCUCAGUCCGACAAACUCAUGAGCUCGUUCCAAGAAGAACCCGCAGCUCGCUCCAAGAAGCACCCACAGCUCGCUCGGAAGAAGAAACCAGAUCUGAAGAGCCGUAAUAGCUCGAGAUUCGAUAGCUCGAGCGUAGGAGACAAGUAUCAGCUUGCUUUGCAAAAAGAAGCUCCACGGUUCGCAGGGAAGAUACCUAUGGGAUUUGACCAACGCCAACACGAGCUGAAAACAGAGCUCGUCACGACGAGCCACGACCUGAGUUCGUCACGUCGCAAACAAGGUUGGAAACGACGAACCAUGGCACCGCAAAAGACGGGCUUGCGUCAAAGCAGGUCACAACACACCCUACUCCCGGAAUGCCACAGAUUGCGGCAAAUAUUGACUGCGAGCCACAGCUCGCGAUACGCCAAUUUAUCCAAGCCAUUUCGAGAUGACAUUACUCUUCAGCUCAUCAUUCUUAACCUUAAGACUAAUGAGCUGGGGGCUAACUGUUGGGGUCGGAAUACUCCCGUCGAGCUCAACGAUUGUGACCCGCGGAGAGCCGUAAACUUGGCGAGCUAA